AAAUGUAACUGCGCAAAAAAAUUAUUCAAAGUAGUUUAAUAAUUAUUUUUAUUAAUUAAUGAGUAUUUAUUACUUGUUAAUUAAAUAAAUAAAUGAUUAUUUUACAAAUAAAUUAAUUGUUACAUUGAUUUGGCCACGUGACGUUUUAAAUCGUUGGCGGGAAAAUUUAAACUUUCGUUGCAGCUGACAUAUGGAGACUGUAGAAUAGCUGACUGAUAAAGUUGGGAGUGAAUUAAAUUCAAUGAAGAUAAUUAGUGAUUAAAUAAUUAAUUAAUAUGGCAAGUGAUGAGCAUAAAAAAUUAGCAGCAUUAAUUAAAGACACCCAUAAUCGUUUGAGAGAAGAUUAUCGUAAAUAUGGAUCUAAUGAAGCCUGGGCACGUCAUCUUGCUAGAACUGAUGAUUUACAGAACUAUGCUGCGUCAAUGCAAGAAUUAGCAACAAAUCAUUGGAAUAUUAAUAAUAAUAAUAAACAAGUGACAGACAAAAGUAAUUGUCGCAUACGUUGGAUUAAAAAUAAAUGUCAUGAGUAUUUUUUAAAUGGAGGCAAAGAUAAAUAUAAUGAACGUGAGAUAGAAAUUAUGAAAAAAUUAAAUCUUGACGAAUUUAAUGACACACCUGAAGAAUUAUUGAGUAAAAAUAAUCGUAAAGGCAGCGAAUUAGAUAAGGAAGUGAUAAAAAUAAAAAUGCUGGACGUUGGUAGCUGCUACAAUCCUUUUGCUGAUGAUGAUAAUCUAGAUGUUACUGCCAUUGAUUUAGUGCCUGCAAGUGACCAGGUGUUGCAGUGCGAUUUUUUGAAUGUUGAUAUUGGAGAUAAGACACUGAGUAAUGAUAAGAAAGGGAUAGUGGAGUUUGAAAAGAAAUCAUUUGAUGUCUGUAUUUUUUCGCUGCUACUUGAAUACUUUCCGUGUCCAGAGCAGAGGUUCAGAUGCUGCGAGAAGGCUUAUGAGCUGCUAAAAGACUCGGGGUUACUGAUAAUAAUAACUCCUGAUUCAAAACACGUCAAUGCGAAUGCUAAAAUAAUGAAAUCGUGGCGAUGGGUACUAGCUAACUUGGGAUUUAUGAGAAUAACUUAUGAGAAAUUACAACACAUUCAUUGUAUUUGUUAUAGAAAAUGUGUAAAGAAAGAUACUGCUAUGAGAUGGAUCACAUUGCAGAAAAAUAUAUCUGCUGAUGACGUUUUAUUUAAUUCAAGUGGUAAAAUCUUUAUACCACAAGAUUUUCAAACAGUUUUGACGGAUGAUAAAGAAACUGAUGAUGUUAAGAUUGGGAAGGAAGAUUUAAUUAAUGUGUUUGAUGAACUACCAAAUUUAUGUGACAACUGA
Messenger RNA from Microplitis mediator, 1322 nucleotides. RefSeq names its product S-adenosylmethionine sensor upstream of mTORC1 (gene Samtor). Gene Ontology annotation, biological process: negative regulation of TORC1 signaling. Bases 276 to 1322 code for a protein of 348 amino acids. NCBI's taxonomy places the organism in Eukaryota, Metazoa, Arthropoda, Insecta, Hymenoptera, Braconidae. The record is from RefSeq and is a predicted model, not a curated record. The transcript is spliced from 2 exons.